UGCGCAUGCGCAGGUCUCGGACCGGUUUCGCGCACUGCUGAGUGAGUCCGCAGGGGGUUUGGGACAGCGCCGCUCUCACAUGACUCACUCUUGUGACCAACAUUCCAGACUUUAGGAAGAUUGACUUUUAAAUUAAGUCUUUAAAACUGAGGAAAAAGAGAGAGAGUGCGCGCGCAGGUAAUGUCCCGUUAGGGGGAAAUAAAAUCUUAGCUUUUUGUUUAAUUCGGUGUUUUUAAAGUGAAGGUGAUGCAGAAGCCCUGAGUGAGUUUGGACUGACAGCAUCUCAGCUCCACUCAGGAUGGACAGAAGACGGAGGACGGAGUGUCUCUGAUAAAGGUCCAGUUUAAUCAGCACCAUGUCCCUGAAUCACUCGGCACUGAUGGCUGAAACACGACACACUGAGAGCUCACUCUGCAGUUGUUUUUUCCUGUAUGAUCGCUCUAAAGUUCGGGAAGAAGGUGAUCUGACCCGCGCUGGCAUCUGCUACUACUACCCUGAACACACUCCGUUGGAUCAGCAGGAGCUGAUGUGUGGUCAGCUGGCCGGUGUGAGUCGCUGUGUGUCAGAGAUUUCUGCGUCUCCUGUCCGUCUGCUCCGUCUGCGCAGGAGCAAAUUUGCCAUCCGCAUGAGAGACAACUUCCUCUGGGCUCUGAGCUGUGUAAAUGAUCUCCCAGAUGUCAGUCUGUGUGAUUUUCUGGAUCAGAUCAUUGAUCUGUUCUGUUUCUAUAACGGCUCAGUGCGUCGCAGCUAUCAGCUCCACACUCAGGAGGAACUUGUUGUACGCUGGGCUCGCUAUCUGUCCUACCUGCAGGGCGGCGCUACUGAGCUCCACCACAUCUUCACCUGCCUCAGAACUGUCGACUACACACAUAUUGAUCCGUUGUUGUUGCUGAAGGCUGCUCUGAUCCUGCAGACGUGUCAGCGCUGCCCCCUGGUGUUAGCAGGCUGUAUCCUCCACCGCGGCAGAAUGGUGAGCACGCAGAUUUCUCCAGGGUUGACGAUGAAGGUGAUGAUGCAUGAAACAGAGACCUACAGCCUACAGGAACUGAACAAGCCAGCCACUGGGAGGAGCUCAUUUCUGUCCACGCCCCAUUCCAAUGUGACCACAACAUCAGUGUUUGUGACGCCUGCUGAGCUGCACACGCUGCGCCGCCCGCUAGUGGACAACUCCGUGUCCUGCAGAUCUGAAUCUCCUGAACGACCAGUGAAGCCCCGCCUCCUUUCCCGCACACUCUCUGACACUCCAAACACCGAGCAAUCGUUCAGUCAGAUUCUGACAUCCUCCCCUAACUCCUCCCUCUCUGAUGAUGCAAGCUUCAGCUCGUGUCCCUCAUUAGUGAGCACGCCGUUUCGUUCCAGCGUGGCGAGCCAGCCAGGAGAAGGAGAUGCCGCUGUGUCACAUGAUCCUGCCAUGGCCAAAGAGAUGCUUCUGUUUGAGGGUUCAGCACCAGGUAAAGGUGAGGACAGUGAGCAGGAGCAGGUUGAUGUCAAUGCUGGGUACCUGAACCACAGCAGCAGUGAGGAUGAGAAUCUCCGAGCUCUCAGAGAUGACGAAGAGGAAGAAGGGGCGGAGCAAGUGAAUGACAUCAGAGAGAGGAGGAGUGACGGAGAGGAGGAGUGUGUGAGGGUGUGUGAGGAGCAGGACAUGGUUCUCGAGCCCUUGCUGCUGUAUGAACACCGGGUCAGAGGGCUCGUACUCGUGCUGCUGGUGGAACCUGGCUUCAACACACACCCUAGUGCCAGACAGGAAGUGUACCACAGUAGUCUGGCGUCUCUGAACGGACUCGAAGCUCACCUGAGGACAAUCGCACCUGCAUCUGAGAGCCCUGCGACGCCGUACACUUUUGCCCACUAUGACCGCAUCCAGAACACAAUCGCCACAAAUACGUGUAGACAUUCUACAGGACCUCAGGAUCGCGCAUUUGUGAAAGCCACAGCGCUGUUACACUCCCACUUCUCACAUGAGGACAUGCUACAGGAAGCCAUUAUCAGGAGUGCCGGUUGUACUCUUUAUGCCACUCGCACUGCAGCGCAGGAGACCUUCUUUGUCCAGCAGGGGGCACCCACAAGGAAUUCUGGGAUACCGAAUGGCCAGGACAGCGCCUUCUCUCUACCGAGUAAAGCUCGUCAUCGCUUACUCAAACAUGGAGUUAACCUUCUCUGAACUACUCACUCACUCACUCUCUCUGUGCGCGUGCACACACACACACCCCGCCUGCCUGUGAUUAUUAAUGACUUUUACAUACAGAUUCAGUGUAUUAGCAAUGUAAUAACUAAUGAACUUGCACUCCAGUGUAUGGAGCACUACGUAGGGCAUGAAAUAAAGACUCCUACACACUA
Molecule: messenger RNA, 2340 nt
Organism: Neoarius graeffei (lesser salmon catfish)
Lineage: Eukaryota; Metazoa; Chordata; Actinopteri; Siluriformes; Ariidae
Gene: hps4
Product: HPS4 biogenesis of lysosomal organelles complex 3 subunit 2
Exons: 13
Coding region: 356-2164 (602 amino acids)
Biological process (GO): vesicle-mediated transport
Source: RefSeq, a predicted model, not a curated record